Messenger RNA from Puccinia triticina, 1314 nucleotides. RefSeq lists its product as uncharacterized. Bases 1 to 1314 code for a protein of 437 amino acids. The transcript has 2 exons. NCBI's taxonomy places the organism in Eukaryota, Fungi, Basidiomycota, Pucciniomycetes, Pucciniales, Pucciniaceae. The record is from RefSeq and is a predicted model, not a curated record. Gene Ontology annotation, molecular function: tRNA binding; nucleotidyltransferase activity; double-stranded RNA binding. Gene Ontology annotation, biological process: regulation of translational fidelity. Gene Ontology annotation, cellular component: cytoplasm.
AUGCAUUUCAAUUUUUCAUCUUCCCGGCAGGCUUGGAGCUGCAGCAGCAGCCCAGCCAGCUGGCCCCCACGAAACAACGCUUCAGGACUCGUUGAAGCUCAUCACACAAUGCAAGGCGUGCUCUGCGAUUCGCCAGGUGCUAUUCAAUCAGCUGCCGAAGUGAUCCGAUCCGAAGAUGUCGUUGCUUUUCCGACCGAGACGGUUUAUGGCCUAGGUGCUUCGGCACUCUCCUCGACGGCCGUCUCGAAGAUCUUUAGAGCUAAGGGGAGACCAUCAGAUAAUCCACUAAUCGUUCACGUCUGUUCACUAGAUCUCCUCAAAACAUUCUUACCACCAGAUUGGGCAUUUCCAGCCACCUACGAAGCCUUGAUCGAACGCUUUUGGCCUGGUCCUCUCACUCUUUUGGUGCCCACCACAUCGCCCGCUCAACCCACCUCUCCGAUCUCCAGCUUAGUCACCUGCGGAUUACCAACAGUGGCUGUGCGGAUGCCGGCCCACCCCAUCUCGAGAGCGCUGAUUGCUGCCAGCGGCGUUCCGAUCGCUGCACCAUCGGCCAAUCUCAGUGGCCGACCCAGUCCGACGACCGCCGAACACGUCGCAAGAGACAUGAAGACGAAGAUUUCAAUGAUACUUGAUGGGGGUCCAUGUCAGGUUGGCGUUGAGAGCACGGUGGUCGAUGGAUUGAACCCGGACGGCCGACUGAGAAUCCUCAGAUUGGGUGGAUUGAGCGUCGAAGACAUCGAAGCUUGCUUGAUUGGAGCCGGCCUUAGUCACUCUGAUGGGACGCCAAUCCUUGCCGGAGUUUACAAUCGGGAUUAUCGCGACAAGGAGUUGGAGGUCAAGCCAACAACCCCGGGAAUGAAGUACAAACACUACGCGCCCCAUGCCAAGGUGGUUAUCCUAGAUCCAGUCUCGCCACCAAGCUCAAGCUCCGAUGGACACCAAUCACUCAGCGGGGUCAGCGAGCUGGUAUCUGGAUUGUGCGGGGACGAUUCAGACAGUUCGAAAGGCUUGCGGAUUGGGCUGAUGCUCAUCGACGACAGUCAGCUCCACAAAUCAUUUAUCAGAUGUGAGAACUCGAAGACAUACGACCAUCACCAGUUUUGUUAUUCGAACCUUGGACCAGAAACCCAACCAGUUAUCAGCGCUCAACGUCUCUUUGCAGCUCUCAGGCAUCUCGACGAAGACCUGCGAGUGGAUAUCAUCUAUGUCGAGCGUCUUGCCGAAGUAGGAUUGGGCGCCACUGUCAUGGAAAGGCUCAGGAAGGCCAGCGGUCAAUCGUCUCUUGUAUCCAUCAGGGUAUCCAAUCCAUAG